Messenger RNA from Habropoda laboriosa, 2185 nucleotides. RefSeq names its product glucocorticoid-induced transcript 1 protein-like. Lineage: Eukaryota; Metazoa; Arthropoda; Insecta; Hymenoptera; Apidae. The record is from RefSeq and is a predicted model, not a curated record. The transcript has 9 exons. The coding region runs from base 818 to 2155 and encodes 445 amino acids.
AUACUCGUCUGUACGUGUGUCGUGCAGGUGUAUAUAAGCAGAGUUGCGCACGUCGUACACGUACACCAAAACAUCAUUUCUAUCGGGACGUGAUUUCGUGCUAAACAACGCGUUCGGUGUGAUUUGCGUGGUUUUCAACUAAGAUUAGCGAUUAAUCUAUGAUCGUGAGAGAACAGACAAUACGCGGGGAUCGAGGACAACCGAUAAAUAACAUUUUCGAGGAUACAUCAAAGCGAUCGAGGAAAGGGCGAAUUUGAGUGCCACUGCACAAGCGCGAAGAAGAGAGAGAGAAUCAAAGAACGAGAGAGUGAGAAAGCGAUAGGACGCUAGGUACGGUGCUACGGUGGUAGUGAAUGGAACGCGGCCCCCCACGGGUGAGCGUAGUACGACGCUCCACGGGCUAGCGUUGCACCAAUGACCAGCCGGGACGGGCGAUCACGUGACGUGCGUGCCGAGGCAGCAGCAGAACAUUGCAAAUGACAAGACGCGUAGGGCAUUGUCGUCGCGCCGCCGCUACCACCGUUCCCGUCGUAGUUGUUGGUGAAUUCGUCGCGCCACCGCCGUCGUUGCUGCCACUAUCGUUGAUGAGAUCUCGCCCGCCACCGAGAAAGCGAGCAUUAUAAACGAUUCUGAAAUCUGUCCUCGCUGUCGGCACCACCGCUGCUGUCGCCGCGUGUGCGCGACAAAGUCGCGGGUGCUCGGAGGCCUCGUGCCCUGAACGGUGCCCGCGGCGCCCCGUCCUUACUACACAUACUCGAUACAGUAUACCAAACGCAGCAGCAUCGAGGGCCCUUGUGGCACCUGCCUAUAUGACAAAAUGUCUGGAUCACAGCGAAUGCGAAAGUCCUCGCCAUGCUCGACAUCGAAGCAAGGCCCAAUGCGCGCGACUCUACCCGUAAGCUCGCUAUUACGACAAGGCCGGCAAGGCAGUAGUCUCAGGAAGAGCAAUAGCAACAGUCCCACCGUAUCGCCGACGAACGCGAGUGCGUGGCGGGCCCGCAUCUCGCCGGAGACCUCUUCCUCGGGACAACGAAGCCCCGGUUCCCUCUCUUACAAAGCAAAAUCAAAAACAUUAAGUGGAAGAUGCAGCGAAAGUUUAAGUGGAAACCAGAAUAUUCGAAGGACAGCAUCAUUAGAUACUAUCUAUUUGAAAGGACAAUGGCCUCGUGAUUCAUAUUACAUUCAUUCCAGUCUUCUCUUGGUUGAUAAAUCUACACAGACAGAAGAAUGGUCCAAUGAACCAAGAAAAUUACAUACUCGUCAUCCUGCAGAACAAACUACCACUGAUGAAAAAUUGGAAAAAUAUUUCAGGCAUCGGUUACAGCGUACAAAUAAGGAAGGUACCAGCAGUAGAGAACGGACAGCAGCAUUUGGACUCAUAAUGCCAGGUGGACCACCACCAGCUUUUCCUGCAGAUCAUACAGUUUUACCCAGUAUUGCUUCACAAACGUCUAUACACAAUCAAUUUGGUUUGAGUACGAAGGCAAGUCCUAUGAAUAUCCCUGUGAAACCAAUGAGGCCUCCAAUGCGUUCUUCUAUUGAAGGACUAAAUCAAGAAAUUGAAGGACUGGUUCUCAAAUCUGCAACUAAUCCUAGUGAUCCUGAUCAUCCAGUGGAAGACAAAUAUGCACGGUAUCGUGAACAAAUUACACCGGAAGGCCAUCGUGCACCAUUAGCUGAUCUACUGAGGGCUACUACUCGCAGCGUGAACACACAAACACCAGCUACUGACCUUCCCUCCAGUUCUUAUUCUUCAGGCCCUCCAUCUAGGAAUUCUGAGUCUCCGCUGAUUCCUGGUCUUAUGGAUGCCUCCCGUCCGCCUAGCGAUCUCUUACAAGGUGGAAGUCGUGGUUCAACCCCUGAACAAGAUAGAGAAGGACGUCUCGGCACCUCUCCUCACAUUAAUAGGUUCCUUGCAAGAGAACCACCUGAUGGCUGUGAGAAAGUCAAUCUCAAAUUUGUAGAGGAUGCCAGGCGACCCAUGAUAGACUUGAGCAAACUAGACUAUUGCCCAAAGCCGUGUGUACCAUUCCAGUUAAAACCUAGCUUGGGAUCAGCGUUCCUGCCAUUACAACAGCCAGCCAGUCCAACGAUGGUUGCCAGUGCAUCACCCUCUUCGCAUCCAACACCAACUACACCUCCUCCAAAUCCAUAGUCCUGCUCUUUACCUUAUGGAAUAAUGUUC